UGUUACUUUCUCUCCAACAAUCGAGUCAUCCCUUCCCCGUCCUCAUGCUUGAUCUUUCUUGCGCAAGGCGUUAUCGGCCAUUCCAUUCGUUAUAAUAAGCUGGACUGUGAAAUCGCGCAAUUCCCAUCGCUACUCAGUGGCAUUCCGACCACUCGGUGCCACGUCUCUCACAUUGACAAUCACCUUCUUCUUCCCAUCGUCCAUAUUUGUUUUCCGUUGCGAUACGUCCAUUAGAGACUGCACAUAUUGAUACAGGACAUAUACUGUUUGAUCUACUCUUGGACAAAGCUUGUUGCUGGAUUCGGAGUGCGUCAAGGGCGGCCGGCUUGCCCAUCUGCGCUUUUCAACCUUCGGACUUGUCCCGCACGACCAAUAUCAUUCAAUCGAUUACUUGUGCGUGUUUUUGUGAGAUAUCUAGCUGUCGACUUCGCCUUGGAGAGAGUUGUUUUGCCGCUGCGUAGAUGAUGAAGCUUCAAUCGGUGUUGUGUCCGCGCCAAUGGACGAUAUGGCUGUUAUUCGUCUCCCACGCUUGCGCGUUCUACAUACCAGGUUACUCUGUCACGCGCUAUAACGACGACGAACCCAUCCCCCUCCUCGUCAACAAGAUCUUUUCGGACCACACGCAGCUACAGUAUGCCUACUUUGAUCUUCCAUUCGUGUGUCCGCCAAGCGGAAAGAGCCAUGGUGGCUCGCCGUUCGGCUCGGGAAAGAGUGUCUCGCUCAACCUGGGAGAGAUCCUCCGCGGCGAUCGUAUCAUGACCUCGGAUUUCGAGCUUCAUAUGGGCAGGAAUGUGGAAUGCCAGAAACUCUGUACAGUGGAAGUGGGACGGAAGGACGUAAAAUGGGGCCGGCAACUCAUAAGGGAAGGAUAUGUGGCGGAAUGGAUUGCGGACAAUUUGCCUGGAGCAACGAGUUUCGUCACCGUCGACCGUAGCCGCAAAUACUAUGCCACCGGAUUCAAGAUUGGGGACCUGGACUUCUCACCUGGCACCGGCAAGCCCCUGGUGGUCGGUUUUGAGAUCUAUCCGAAGAGCAUCAAGGCUAGCGAUUAUGAGGAAGACGGAUGUCCUAAACAAGUGCAUGGCAAACACGAGGGUCUGGAACUAUACAUUCCUCCUAAUCUGUCGAGGCUGAAGGAGAUGUAUCCUGAAUCGUCGUAUCUUCCCAAGGAGGAUGAUGAGAUAGACGAUGGUGCCAAGCUGAAGAUCCCAUACAGUUACUCGGUCUACUUCAAAGAAGAGCCUGGUAUUGAGUGGUCGAACCGCUGGGACCUUUACUUCAAUAGUCAAGGCGAAAGUUCGAUGACACAUUGGCUGGCUGUUCUGAACUCUUUGAUCAUAUCGGGUGUCCUUGGUGUGGCGGUCUAUGUGAUCUGGGGUCGGACGGUGCAAGGAGAUAUCAAGGGUCGCGGAGACGGCGCUAUGGAGGACGGCAAGAUCAAAUUACGUUCCAAUUCAACGGAGAAGAAAGGAGAAGGCCUCCUAGAUCAAGGCAUGGAUGUUGAGCGGGAUGCCGACGGAUCGUCUGAUGACGAAGGUCUGGAAGAUGUGAGCGGAUGGAAGCUCCUCCAUGGAGACGUUUUCCGGGUGCCCGAGUAUAGCGGUCUGCUAGCGCCAUUGGUGGGCUCAGGCAUGCAGCUCUUCUUCAUGGUGUCUGGGCUGUUGAUCCUCAGUUGCUUGGGUGUCUUGAAUCCCAGUUUCCGAGGUGGAUUUGUUAGUGUGGGCAUGGGUUUGUUCGUCUUUGCUGGCCUUUUCUCCGGAUAUUUCUCUGGGAGGUUGUACAAGACUUUCGGAGGUGUCCAUUGGCGAAAGAAUACUCUCAUCACCGCUCUUUUCUUCCCGGGGCUGAUCUUUUGCCUCAUCUUCAUACUGAAUCUAUUUGUCUGGGCACAAGCAUCGAGUACGGCCAUUCCUUUCGGCACAUUGGUCGGCAUGCUUGCAUUAUGGCUUCUCAUUCAAGUUCCUCUGGUAUACCUUGGCAGCUGGUACGGCUUCGUGCGAGCCAAACCAUGGGAACAUCCGACCAAGACGAACUCGAUCGCGCGCCAGAUUCCGCCUCAACCGUGGUAUUUGCAUAGCAUCCAGGGAGCUGCCCUCACCGGGUUACCUCCAUUUGCUGUCCUGUUCAUUGAACUACUCUUUGUGUUCAAGAAUUUGUGGCAGGACAAGAGUGGCUAUUACUAUGUUUUCGGCUUCCUCAGCGCUGUAUCGACGAUUGUGAUUAUCACGGUAAGCGAAGUGACCAUCAUCGCAACGCACAGCCAGCUGUGUGCCGAGAACUAUCACUGGUGGUGGCAGAGCUUCCUGACAGGUGGAAGCAGCGCCUUCUGGGUGUUUGCUUACUGCAUUUGGUACUACUUCUUCCAUCUCCACAUCACAGGCUUUGUAUCAAGUCUGCUCUUCUUCAGCUACAGCUUCCUGGCUUGUGCGGUGUACGGCUUGCUGACAGGGACCGUUGGAUUUCUGACGGCAUACACCUUCAUCCGGCGUAUCUACAGUUCGAUCAAGAUCGAUUGAUUUGACAUACAGUCUAUAGUCAGUCUGCAGGCGCUUCCCUGCAGAAUUAAGCUUGUAACAUGUUCACUGCGCCCUUGAUUUCUCUGAACAGCAUUGGAUAAGUAUAUUUUGAUUAGCGUUCAACUGCAUGCAGUUCCAUUAUCAGCUCUUAGUACAUGAACAACUAUAGCCCAUUCUUCACUGUUGUAAUGUUGUCUCAAGUCAGCGACUGGUUCGCUGUUUUCCGUUUGUACUCGUCCAAUAUAACCACGAGGCGAGAGAUAUAUAGUUCAA
Messenger RNA from Aspergillus novofumigatus IBT 16806, 2789 nucleotides. RefSeq names its product transmembrane 9 family protein. The transcript is spliced from 6 exons. Bases 462 to 2516 code for a protein of 684 amino acids. Gene Ontology annotation, biological process: vacuolar transport; protein localization to membrane. The record is from RefSeq and is a predicted model, not a curated record. NCBI's taxonomy places the organism in Eukaryota, Fungi, Ascomycota, Eurotiomycetes, Eurotiales, Aspergillaceae. Gene Ontology annotation, cellular component: membrane; Golgi apparatus.